Molecule: messenger RNA, 1155 nt
Organism: Ipomoea nil (Japanese morning glory)
Lineage: Eukaryota; Viridiplantae; Streptophyta; Magnoliopsida; Solanales; Convolvulaceae
Product: LIM domain-containing protein WLIM2b-like
Exons: 4
Coding region: 237-866 (209 amino acids)
Biological process (GO): actin filament bundle assembly
Cellular component (GO): plasma membrane; actin cytoskeleton
Molecular function (GO): actin filament binding
Source: RefSeq, a predicted model, not a curated record
UACAUUAUUCUUCAUUCCUCGAUCAGCUCCUCCCGGCCUGUAGCUUUUCAAUCUGUAAUAUUAUUGGAACUCCGAUCCGAUCCGGCGGCCACUGUACUUAAUUCCAUCUCAUCUGUCCCAUUACCGCCCAUCAUAUCAUAUGUGGAUUGGAUGGUAAUAAGAGGGUUUCAACCGUGCUAAACCACACCCCCACCCCCCAAAAAACAUUUAUAUAUACAUAUAAUAAUAUAUAUAAAAUGGCGUCGUUCAAUGGCGGAACACAAUCAAAAUGCAAGGUCUGUGAUAAGAAUGUUUACGCGGCAGAGAUGAUAGCUGCUCGUGGCGAAACUUAUCACAAUACUUGUUUCAGAUGCCGCCAGUGCAAUGGCCGACUCGCGCUGAGCAACUACUCCACCAUGGAUGGAGCUUUAUACUGCAACCCACAUUUCGAGCAGAUGUUUAAGGAAAAAGGAGUCACCGUCACAAGAUCACAGUCACUUGGAAAACAGGGCGGCGAACAGCUGACAAAAACUCAAAGCAAGCUGUCGGGUAUGUUCUCCGGCACCCAAGAAAAGUGCGCCGCCUGUAAGAAGACGGUGUACCCAUUGGAGAAGGUGACGGUGGACGGGGAGUUUUACCACAAGUCAUGCUUCAAGUGCUCGCAUGGAGGCUGCAUACUCACCACCUCAAACUACGCCGCCUUGGAUGGACUCCUUUACUGCAAACCCCACUUCUCUCAGCUCUUCAAGGAGAAAGGCUCUUAUAAUAAUCUUCGCAAGAGUAAUUCCCUCAAGGCUAACGAAGAUCUCUCCGCCGUCCUCCCCGCCGCAGACGACGCCGCCUCCGCUGCUGCAUCCGACCCCCCAGCUGCACAGCAGGAGGAGUAGUAUAUAUAUAUCAUAUAUACAUCCAUGCAUGCAUGGCCUGGAUGCAUGAUCCCAUCCCCACCACCUCGAUCGAUCUUAUCACCUCAGCUCAGCUCCAAAUAUUAUAAAUUAAAUAAUAAAUUCUAUUCGAUCUAGUUUAAUUUUGGAAUAUUUUGCAUUAAAAAAAAAUAGUAGUAAGAAUAAUUUAUUGGAAUAUUUUUUCCCCUCUCUAUAUGUUUUCAUUUUAUGUUUUGUAAUAGCUAGGACAAUAAAACUUUGAGCAUCGUGAAUGAAAUAUUACAAUUUUGCA